CGAUCUUCGGAUUGUUUUCACAAAGUUGCUGGAUCGAUCCGGACGCGCUGCUCAGAGCUGCAUAUGAAUGAAGAAGAAAGGGUUGUCGCCGCUAUAUCAAUGACUCUAUGCGAGUUAGCAACAGCAAAGCACCACGCGCCGCCUAUGGAAUGCGACAUGUUUUCAGCUCGUCUCCGCGCUUCAGGUCCACGUGAUGGGUUUUCGGACGAGCAGGAAGAAUUUGAAGUGGAUAUCCGAGGCAACUGCGUCAAUGCAUUAUCGCGCAGCGCGCAAUUCUGGUCAAGUUACUCCGGUUACCUUCGAGAAGUCCGUGAGUUACACUUCAGCCAUCGAGUUCCUGCGUCUCCAGAAAUGCUCAUGGUGAGACCAAUAAUUUCAGCUCAGUUAUGUUCUACGUUUCAGCGAGAAAACGACAUUGGUAGGUCAUAA
Messenger RNA from Lentinula edodes (shiitake mushroom), 429 nucleotides. RefSeq lists its product as uncharacterized. The record is from RefSeq and is a predicted model, not a curated record. Gene Ontology annotation, biological process: nuclear membrane fusion involved in karyogamy; karyogamy involved in conjugation with cellular fusion. The transcript is spliced from 3 exons. Lineage: Eukaryota; Fungi; Basidiomycota; Agaricomycetes; Agaricales; Omphalotaceae. The annotation marks the transcript as partial. Gene Ontology annotation, cellular component: endoplasmic reticulum membrane.